GCCCUGCCGCUCCAGGCCGCGCCCCGCCCCCUCAGUGCGCGCUCCGCUCGGCAGCUUGUGCGACGCGGCGGCGCUGCUCUCACUCCUUUGUGUCCGGGCGGCGGCGGUCUCUCAGGUCCUCACUCGCGCGUCCUCCCGGGCCGCUAGCUUCGCACUCUCCGGUGACGGACCAUGUCGGCUGCGGGAGCGGGCGCGGGCGUGGAGGCGGGCUUCUCCAGUGAGGAGCUGUUGUCGCUUCGCUUCCCGCUGCACCGCGCCUGCCGCGAUGGGGACCUGGCCACCCUCUGCUCGCUGCUGCAGCAGGCGCCGCGCGCCCACCUGGCCGCCGAGGACUCCUUCUAUGGCUGGACGCCCGUGCACUGGGCCGCGCACUUUGGCAAGUUGGAGUGCUUAAUACAGUUGGUGAGAGCCGGAGCCACACUCAAUGUCUCCACCACGAGGUACUCCCAGACGCCAGCCCAUAUUGCAGCCUUUGGAGGACAUCCUCAGUGCCUAGUCUGGCUGAUUCAAGCUGGAGCCAACAUUAACAAACCGGAUUGUGAGGGUGAAACUCCCAUUCACAAGGCGGCUCGCUCUGGGAGCCUGGAGUGCAUCAGUGCCCUAGUGGCCAACGGGGCUUAUGUCGACCUGAGAAACGCCAGUGGCCUGACGGCAGCAGACAUUGCACAGACCCAGGGUUUCCAGGAGUGUGCCCAGUUUCUCCUGAACCUCCAGAACUGUCAUCUGAACCGUUUCUAUAAUAAUGGCAUCUUGAAUGGGGGUCAUCAAAGUAUAUUUCCUAAUCGUAUUAAUGUGGGAGCAAAUCGAAAGAGAAGCUUGGAAGACUCGGAGCCCUUUGGAGUAAAGAAAGCUAGAACUGCAGCUCAGAGCUUGGAUUACGCCGUACCACUCGUGAACGGCGAGACGGAAGAUGAGGCUGACAAAAUGCACAUUGAUAGAGAGUUUGCCGUUGUAACAGGUGUAUUUCUUAAUGCAGAUAUGAAAAACAAUAGCUCCAUGUCCAGUACAUUGACAAAUGGAUGUGUCAUCAGUGGACACGUGGACUUCACCACCACCCAGCUCAAUGGGAUGGAAAGCGGGACUGGCCAGCGCUUAGCAGGAUCUGCUGGUGUUAACAGUGGGUCAGUUCUGGGACAGCAGUUCCCCCAUAGCCAGGGUCCUCUCAGUGUUAAUGGGACUGAGGAGCCGGAAAACACCACGAGCGUGAACCCUGAGAUGUGCGGCUCCCUGCACCUCAAUGGGAGCCCCAGCAGCUGCGUGGCCAGCAGGCCUUGCUGGGUGGAAGACAUGGGGGACAACCUGCACUACGGACACUACCACGGGUUUGGGGACACUGCGGAAAGCAUCCCUGAGCUGAGCAGCGUGGUCGAGCACUCCAACUCCGUGAAAGUGGAGGAACGGUAUGCCUGCGCCGUGCUGGGCACCAUGCACCUGUCCCACGGCUCCUAGGGGCAGCGCUGCCCCAGAGAGGCAGGCGUCCUUCCUGCUGGGCCAGCUCAGAACACUCGUGUAGCAUCGACUUGAAGUAAUGUCACAAUUUGUACUGUUUUUAUACUUUCUGAAAAAAGUAAACUUCUUGGACAAGUUCCUGGUGAGUGCUUGUUUGUGCAUGAGUAGGGCUUCUAGUCUAGGUGUUUCUAAGUGGUGUAUUGGUCCUUUUGUAAAACACACUUUUGAGAUUAAUUUUUCUGAUGUCAAUCUCAAUAUUUUGUUUUUAAUUCUGUCACCAGAUACUGCCAUUUUCCCUUUUGUGCAAUUAAAUCCCACUGUCAAGAUAAUCUGGGACAGUAAAGGAGGUGCCUGGUCCCUGCCCUCUGUCUGCACGGGGGUUCCUCCCAAGCCUGCGUCACUCGGCCCCUGAAUCCUGUGACAGCACAGCAGCUGCCUGUGCCGGGCACCCAGACUUCUUGCAGUGAUUUGUAUGAAGAGACGAAUGAUUAUCUUUUUCCAGUGUCUGUGAAGCUUGGCACAUUGCUGUGUGUAGACACACGGAGGCCCCUGGAGUGAGGCGGCCUGUCCUGGGCUGCAGCCCGGCUGUGUUGUGUUGACUGUUUUUAUCCCGCACCUCCCACCCGGGCUCUGCAGCUUUCACCACAGAGCGCAGGUUCCUUUGUGCUAGAGGAAGUUACUAUUAAUAUUUGUAGGACUGUCGGGUCAAAGUAUUUAACUCUUUUGACUUAUAUUUUCUUUUUUCUUUGUUUUGGGUUUUAGGUUUUGGGAGUUUUCUGCUUUAAAUAUAUACUACUAUGUAUAUCCAAUUAACUGAGAAUUUGGGCUUUCUCUUAAUAAAACUGCAAUUAAUUUCAUGAUUUUAUAGAAAAUAGCUUUUGUUUAGGCAACUAGUGUUUGCACUGUGCAAAUAUGUAAUGAAUUUUCACUUUUCUGAUUUUUGUAAUAAAAAUUGGUGAAAUAGAGAGGAAAGGUCUAAUGAACAGUGUUCUAAGCGUGUUACUAACAUUUGGCUUUACAACUGUCCAUUACAAAUUUAAUAAAAACU
Molecule: messenger RNA, 2497 nt
Organism: Otolemur garnettii (small-eared galago)
Lineage: Eukaryota; Metazoa; Chordata; Mammalia; Primates; Galagidae
Gene: ANKRD10
Product: ankyrin repeat domain 10
Exons: 6
Coding region: 172-1449 (425 amino acids)
Molecular function (GO): protein binding
Source: RefSeq, a predicted model, not a curated record